CAAGAGCUGGGUGAAGUUACCUUCCCCCUCCACGCUGUCUGUGAUUUUCAUCUCAUGGCCGGUGGUGUAGGGCUCGGACUGCCCGGGGCUCUUGGCUUGCGGCUGGUGGUGGUUCUGGUGGUGAUGGUUGUUGCUGAAGCCGUCCGGGGCGCACUGGCCGUUCCGCACCGUGCCGUCCACUAUAGUCGAGUCCGGGACGGGAGGUAUGGAUAUGAUGGGUUUGUCCAGCUUCACCACCACUGCAAGGGUGAAGCAAAUAUGAUGAAGGAUGGGAAGCUGUUCCGAGUGAUUGAAGAAAACUGCUGGGAUGCAAAUGCCCGCAUACGAGACAUGGAUCAACACGGUGUGACGGUUCAAGCCCUGUCUACUGUUCCUGUGAUGUUCAAUUACUGGGCCAAACCUUAUGACACACUGGAUCUCUGCGUCAUUUUAAAUGACGAUUUGGCCCAGACGGUACGUAGCAACCCCAAGAGGUUUGUGGGCCUGGGAACGCUGCCCAUGCAAGCUCCCGACUUGGCCGUGCUGGAGAUGACGCGCUGUGUGAAGGAGCUUGGCUUCCCCGGGGUGCAGAUUGGCUCACACAUCAACAACUGGGACCUCAACACCUCUGAACUCUAUCCCUUCUAUGCUGCAGCGGAGGAGCUGGGCUGCUCCGUAUUCGUUCACCCAUGGGACAUGCAGACGGAUGGGAGGAUGGCUAAGUAUUGGCUGCCCUGGCUGGUGGGCAUGCCCUCAGAAACAACCAUGGCUAUUUGCUCGAUGAUAUUUGGAGGUGUCUUCGAGAGGUUCCCUAAACUGAAAGUCUGCUUUGCUCAUGGAGGUGGCUCUUUUCCAUUCACCAUUGGCAGAAUUGAACAUGGCCACACGGUCCGUCCAGACCUGUGUGCAGUCGACAACCAAAUCAAUCCACGGAAAUACCUCGGGUCUUUCUACACUGACUCCCUGGUUCACGAUCCCAUCGCCCUGAAGCUGCUCAUCGAUGUUAUUGGAAAAGAAAAAGUGAUGCUGGGAACAGAUUAUCCAUUUCCACUGGGAGAGCUUCAGCCUGGAUCACUAAUUGAGUCGAUGGAUGAGUUUGAUGAAAAACUAAAGGAUAAGUUACUUGCUGAAAAUGCGCUGGAAUUUUUGGGACUGAAACGAGAGCAAUUUGAAUAACAUGAAGAUCUGAAAUACAACUGAUACACUCAGUGAUUCAGUGCAAAUGCUUCUUUCAGAUAUGCAUAUUUGUAAGGCUCAAAACAACCAAUCUUGUUGUGGUUUGAUAUAAUAAAUGAAUUAAGUAUUUUGUGAA
Messenger RNA from Hippoglossus stenolepis (Pacific halibut), 1291 nucleotides. RefSeq names its product aminocarboxymuconate semialdehyde decarboxylase (gene acmsd). Gene Ontology annotation, molecular function: carboxy-lyase activity; hydrolase activity. The transcript has 10 exons. Gene Ontology annotation, cellular component: cytoplasm; cytosol. NCBI's taxonomy places the organism in Eukaryota, Metazoa, Chordata, Actinopteri, Pleuronectiformes, Pleuronectidae. The coding region runs from base 55 to 1155 and encodes 366 amino acids. The record is from RefSeq and is a predicted model, not a curated record. Gene Ontology annotation, biological process: secondary metabolic process.